AUGUCAACGUUGUCAAUGGGCCUUGUAAUAUGGCCAAGUCUACCUAUAUUUCUUUGUGUCGGUUUUGUUUCAAGUCUUGUCCUUUUGUUGGCAACUCUACGCAGAAGCGCACGGCAUGCUUCAAAGCCCCGAUCUCACGAUGCUCCAGUCGAUACAGAAUCGACAAGCUACCCACCAGUUGAGGCACUUUCGGCCUUUGACUGGAGGAAUAAGGAGCCUUUGAAACUUCGACCAUUUAAGCCGAAAUAUAAUUUAACCAUGAGUAUACAAGAUGCGACCGCAAACGAGCUCAUCGAGAUGGAUAAAAAUUACCUCGAAAGGAUCACCCUGCGUAAGGGACUUAUAGAGGAAUAUUCCGAGGUCGUGUCCGCGGCUGAGGACAGUGCCAAAUCGGCUGUUGAUGAGUUCUUUGUUUGGCUUGUCGGAACUUACCUGCCGACUCGAUUUCCGCUCAUGUUCCAGUUGCAACGGCAGGAAGGAAAACAACCUGUACUACAUAGUAGUGUGACAGGUGAAAACUACUCUCUUGAGCCAGAUGCAAAUCCUUUAGUGACAUUGAGGAUUAUGGGAGGCCUUGUUGAUGACGAUCUGCUCUUCCUCUUACCCUCUGAAGAUGGAGAUGGCUAUACACUCAAGGCUUUCAUAACAUGUUUCCCAAAUGGAUUCAACACGGCCAAAAAUCUCAACCUCAAAUUAAGGGAUAUACACAAACCUGUCCCUCAGUAUAAAGAGAAAUUGGAGAAGAGCAUGGAACGAUAUUUCGAUCGUCUGAAACCUGGGGCUGGGAAGUUCAUAAAGAGGGCCAACUGGACCAUAACGACUACGGACAGGCUUUUCACUGCAUCUGGGAACCAUCUGUAUGAAGGGGAGACCGUUGCACCAGAAGAGGUCAAUAUUGAGACCGCUCGAGUUCGUUGCGAGCGACAGAUGCUGCAUCGUCUACCACACAGCCGUGCUAUACUUUUCUCUUUCAAGACUUAUCUCUACACUCUUCCCGAAAUCAAAAGUGAAGGACUUGGCGAGGUACUAGCGGAGUCAAUUGAUGGAUUGAAGGAAGGAAAUGCGCCAGGUUUUCAUUUUUACAAGAGAGCUGCGAUAUGGGGAGAAUCCGCGAAGGCUUAUCUAAGGAGCUGA
This is a messenger RNA of Penicillium canescens, 1134 nucleotides long. Its product is annotated as heme-dependent oxidative N-demethylase family protein. The record is from RefSeq and is a predicted model, not a curated record. NCBI's taxonomy places the organism in Eukaryota, Fungi, Ascomycota, Eurotiomycetes, Eurotiales, Aspergillaceae. The transcript has 4 exons. Bases 1 to 1134 code for a protein of 377 amino acids.